This is a messenger RNA of Sycon ciliatum, 2029 nucleotides long. RefSeq lists its product as uncharacterized. The transcript has 4 exons. The record is from RefSeq and is a predicted model, not a curated record. Bases 434 to 1456 code for a protein of 340 amino acids. NCBI's taxonomy places the organism in Eukaryota, Metazoa, Porifera, Calcarea, Leucosolenida, Sycettidae.
CAGUACGUAAUCUUCUGACAAAUUCUCAGUAAUCCACACCAUACACUGUACGCUAUACACCCGUGUACUACUGAAUAUACAACAUCACCAAGAGAACCUGUUUGCUUCAAAGUUACAUGGCAAUCUCAAGACUGUCAGUAAGUUUGUUCAGCGUGGUUAUGCUGUGAGUGUACAGAGCCGGUUAGUCCAGUCAACCAGCGGAUCAAGGUUAUGUGUUGCUAGUAAGGUGACUCAGACAUCAGCACAGUCCAGGCAGUCAGUUAGGUGGAGAUCAGAUCAGUCUGGUCGUCAAGUCACUACGGUACAUGAUGCUGUUAAUGCCAUUGAUUCAAUAUCGGAUAGCAUUGUCAACGCGCGCAAAUUUAUACCCAGUGAGCUGAUAUCAAACUGUUCUCUCAUCCAACGACAUGUGAAGGAACUACGGAGUCCAGGCAUGGUUAGCGUUACCCUUCAGGCAUGUGCUCUUGUCAAUGAGGAGAACACUGAUGUGACAAAGCUUACAGAGUCUUUACUUAAUCAGCUAGCCAGCCUACCUACUGAACUCUGGCAAGAAAGCAAGAACCAACACAUCCUGUUAUGGGCACUGUACUGGGCCGCAAAGUGUAGAUGUUCAACUCCAAGAUUCACGAAGUUACUGCAACAGCAGCUUGAUGUCAUGUGCAUUGAGGAAUGUAGACAUGUUGGUAAUUGUGCACAUGCAUUGUUUAUGUUAAAUGUGCCUGAUCGUCACCUGGCCCAACACUUGACGAAUCGCUACAUUACCAUACAGAGUACAGGUGAUCCAAAGUAUCGUCAUACUGAAGUACUCUCACUACUUCUCUACUGCACACUGUGUGGUGUAGAGUGCAGUGCCUUGCUAAAGCUGAUCAGUGUUGAUCAUCUGAUACAGAAAUGCGAUCCUCGCCUUGUGCAACUGCUAUAUUUGCACAACACCCUCCCUGUCACUAACGACCAGCGGCUACAGAUAAUGAACAGGUGUGCAGUGCGGUUCCAGAAGGCUGUGGCAAGUCAGCAGUCAGGUCGAAUGUAUGACAUGCUGUCAUACUUCAUUGGUCCAAAGCACACCACUGGCAUGUCUCUGGUUGAUGGUGUGGAAGUUCAGGCAUUCUGCAUCUUCAACCAAGACCAUGAACCAGUGAAGACUGAUGCGUAUCCAGCUGAUGUAUACAACGGUGUAUCAGUAGAUAUGACUGCAGCUAGACGUCAUGGUUUCAGUGUUGUGGCAUGUCGGGGUGUGAGUGACACUCAGUUACAACGUCAUCCUGUACGUACACCUAACGGGUAUAACACUCUUGAAGCAUCGGCACUCAAAUCUCAAGGAUGUUAUAUUAUUCCGAUGGUACUCAAAUAUGGCGCUCGGCACUCGCAGAAAAGCAGCCACACUAUCCCGGAUUUGCUGAUCAAUUAUCCGUAUCACAUCACCGUGUUCAAAGACCUGUUACCCGCCAAGCAGUGAUGGACAUACACACUGAUGUCAUAGUCUACAUGAUGAUAUCUUUGAACAGCAGUAUACUAUGCCGAGUUGUGCCGUGAUAUCAUGUGAGACUGGAAUAUGAAGUCCGUUUUGUGAUUACUAAGAAAGUUGUGGACAACUCUUUUGGUCUUGUGAUUGAAGUUUUCAUUUCUCUGAUUCUUUGCCACUUUUUCUGCUUAGCUGAACAAUGAGGAAGCUGCCUCUUCUUUAAUUCCACUCCCGGCUGAGUAACUGAAUAACUGAGUAACUGAGUACACCGGAUGCGAGAGGGUAGUGCUGCUAGUGCUAGUGUAGUAUGCGUGUUGAUUGUGUUUUUUGAAAUCAAGGCAUUGUUGAGUUUGUGCGUGAAUGUUUGCGUGUCUGUGCAUUCAGUUCCCAAUUCUUUGUUCUUUGUGCGUGCUUAUACAGUACAGUGUACCUUGAUAUUGUGAAUCCUCCACAUGACAUUGUGUGUUUUCCACUUCCAUUGUCCAUACUACACAUAGUACAAGUAGCAUCUGGAGUAGCCAGGAUCCAUAUUUUUGACUGAGCUACAUAUUUAAAACUUAAAAAAGG